UGCCUCGUCCAAAGCCCUACUGAAAUUAGGGUUUGCAAAAGCAUAGAGAAACCCGAGCUCAGAUCUCAAUCCUGCAAACAUGGCGACUCAAAUGAGCAAGAAGAGAAAGUUCGUAGCUGAUGGAGUUUUCUUUGCUGAGCUGAACGAGGUUCUCACCAGAGAGCUGGCCGAGGAUGGCUACUCUGGUGUCGAGGUUAGGGUUACGCCAAUGCGCACUGAAAUCAUCAUCAGAGCCACUCGUACUCAGAACGUUCUUGGUGAGAAAGGGAGGAGAAUUAGAGAAUUGACGUCCAUUGUACAAAAGCGAUUCAAGUUUCCUGAGAACAGUGUGGAGUUGUAUGCCGAGAAAGUCAACAACAGAGGACUUUGUGCUGUUGCUCAGGCCGAAUCGCUACGGUACAAGCUCCUUGGAGGCCUUGCCGUUCGCAGGGCCUGCUAUGGUGUUUUGAGAUUUAUUAUGGAAAGUGGGGCAAAGGGAUGUGAGGUGAUUGUUAGUGGGAAAUUGAGGGCACAACGUGCCAAAUCCAUGAAGUUUAAGGAUGGGUACAUGAUAUCUUCUGGUCAGCCAGUCAAGGAAUAUAUUGACUCAGCUGUGAGACAUGUGCUUCUAAGACAGGGUGUACUUGGUAUCAAGGUCAAGAUCAUGCUUGAUUGGGAUCCCAAGGGAAAGCAAGGCCCCAAAACGCCUCUCCCUGAUCUUGUCACCAUCCACACUCCCAAGGAAGAAGAAGAAUACAUCAGGCCUGAAAAGUUGGCAACUGAUAUUGAGGUCCCAACGGCUUAAUCCCCCUGUGAUUAUUACUACUGCCCUAAAAUUAGAUGCCAGUGCCAUAUGUAAUCUGGAAUUUUUUAGCACAUUUAAAUUUUGACUAUGAGACUUGCUGAGUUUUUAUAUCUUAAAACGUUUCUCAAAUUUUGUUUUAUUCCAGCGGGUUUGUGUUCAAGAGUCAA
Molecule: messenger RNA, 951 nt
Organism: Vitis riparia (riverbank grape)
Lineage: Eukaryota; Viridiplantae; Streptophyta; Magnoliopsida; Vitales; Vitaceae
Product: 40S ribosomal protein S3-3
Exons: 6
Coding region: 80-784 (234 amino acids)
Biological process (GO): translation
Cellular component (GO): nucleus; cytosolic small ribosomal subunit
Molecular function (GO): structural constituent of ribosome; RNA binding
Source: RefSeq, a predicted model, not a curated record